AUGCCCGACCCCAGCCAUGCGGGCCUCUCCCCGGCCGCCGUCGAGUCCGUCGCGGGCCUCAGCGCCGGCACCAUCGCGACUCUAGUCGUGCACCCGCUCGACAUUGUCAAGACCCGCAUGCAGAGUAUGGGCGGCGCCUCUCCUGUCCCUUCCCCCUUCCUGGCUCAAGCAUUCGGCACCCCAAAGGACACAAGGCUGACGGGGAAAACUCAUGUGUGUAAAGUCUACCGCAGCGGCACGUCGUCGUCGCCGCGCCCAACGACCGUCGCGCUCCUGCGCUCCCUCACCGCAAACGACCGGCCCCUCGCCUCGCUCUACCGCGGCCUGACGCCCAACCUCGUCGGCAACGCCUCCAGCUGGGCCUCCUUCUUCUUCUUCAAGUCGCGCCUCGAGCGCGCCCUCGCCGCGGCGCGCGCCCGCCCCGGCGGCCAGCCCACCGCGGGCGACUACUUCGUCUCGUCGGCCCUCGCCGGCGUCGCCACCUCGGCCCUCACCAACCCCGUCUGGGUCCUCAAGACGCGCAUGCUCUCCUCCGACCGCGCCGCCGCCGGCGCCUACCCCUCCAUGCUGGCCGGCGCGCGCCAGAUCCUCCGCACCGAGGGCCCGCGCGGCUUCUACCGCGGCCUCGGCGUGUCCAUGCUCGGCGUCUCGCACGGCGCCGUGCAGUUCGCCGUCUACGAGCCCGCCAAGCGCGUGUACUUCAAGCGCCGGCAGCAGCGGCGCGAGGCGCGCGGCCAGGACGCCCUGGGCGACGCAGAGGCCCGCAGGCUCACCACCGAGGCGACCGUCGUGCUCUCCAGCAUGGCCAAGCUCGUCGCCGGCGCCGCCACCUACCCGUACCAGGUGCUGCGCAGCCGCCUGCAAAACUACCAGGCCGACGAGCGCUUCGGCCGCGGCUUCGUCGGCGUCGUGUCGCGCACCUGGGCCGAGGAGGGCCUCGCCGGCUUCUACCGUGGCCUGGUCCCCGGCGUGGUGCGCGUCAUGCCCGCCACCUGGGUCACCUUUCUCGUGUACGAGAACGUCAAGUACUACCUGCCGCGCUGGCUCGAUUAA
Messenger RNA from Purpureocillium lilacinum, 1053 nucleotides. The record is from RefSeq and is a predicted model, not a curated record. Lineage: Eukaryota; Fungi; Ascomycota; Sordariomycetes; Hypocreales; Ophiocordycipitaceae.